CAAAUUUCAACGCAUUGCGGCGCUGUGCGACGGUCGAUUGGCCAGACCAAACAUGCUUAUCUAUCGCAAUGAGCCGCGAUAUUUAUGAAUUGGUCAGGAUGCGGCAAAUGAUCCCACCGCGUGGCGUUUAGAACCGCGCUAGAUCGAUCAAGCAUGUUGGGUGGCACCCUCUCGGAAGUGGUGCACAGUCGCAAAAUUGCCCUAGACUAUACACUUAUCUCUGCUUCGCCCGCCUUUGUCGGCGAGCUGCGGUUCUCGUUUCGCGUAAAUAUCAUCGCGCCGCCCUCGAGUCUUGGGUACGAGAAUCCCAUACUCGCCCACUGGUCCUCACGACUCACCGUGCGAUCCCUUACGCAAGGAGCAGCUUCGAGACCGAAGUGACAAAUCUAUCAUUAUGUCUUCUCCUGUGUACGAUCUGGAAAAAAACCCCAAGGAGGCCGGCGAGGGUAGCAUUCCUUCGGAGUCUCAUAAUCCCUACUACGGCAACGAAGGUGCGGUGCCUGGAGAGAGCUUUGAAGUCGGAAACAGCUUUUAUGCCAAGGCACAGCGAUUUGCUGGUAAACUCAAGAUUGAGCAGAGAGGCAUCGAGAGAGUCCCCGAAGAUGAGAGAACAGACACUGGGUUCAAGGCGUUGUUGAAUGUUUCAACUAUGUGGCUCUCGGCCAACAUGGUCGUAUCUUCCUUCGCCAUUGGUGUCCUCGCGAAGACUCUGUUUUAUCUCGGAUUCGCAGAUGCUAUUCUGGUCUGUCUGUUCUUCAACUUGAUCGGUAUAUUGCCAGUAUGCUUCUUCUCCACCUUCGGCCCUGUUUUUGGCCUCAGGCAAAUGGUUCUCUCGAGGUUCUGGUUUGGCUGGUGGGGCGCAAAGUUAAUCGCUGUGUUCAACGUGCUCGCAUGCAUUGGCUGGUCCUCGGUCAACAGCAUUGUUGGCGCCCAAUUGAUCAACACUGUCAACAGUGAUGUACCUGGCUACGCGGGAAUUAUCAUCAUUGCAAUCCUUACAUUUGCAAUCACUCUCUUCGGCUACAAGAUUGUCCACGCCUACGAGUUCUGGUCCUGGAUCCCUACCUUCAUCGUCUUCCUCAUUGUCGUGGGCGUGUUUGGUCACACUGGAGAUUUCGUCAACCUCAAGUGGGAGUCCGGAACCUCGGAAUUGGGCAGCUGCCUUUCCUUCGCCGCCACUGUAUAUGGCUUCGCAACUGGCUGGACCAGCUACGCUGCUGACUACACCGUGUAUCAGCCGAGCUCUCAAAGCCGUGUCAAGGUUUUCUUCUGGACGUUCGCCGGUCUCAUCAUUCCCCUGCUCUUCACUGAGUUCCUUGGUAUUGCCAUCGCGACCGCUACCUCGAUCAACGAUGGAGACAACAUUUACCAAGCCGGUUAUACAGCAUCAGGCAGUGGUGGACUCCUCGGCGCAGUGCUCGUCACCCAUCUAGGUACUUUUGGCAAGUUCUGCCUGGUAUUGCUUGCUCUUUCUAUUAUUGCCAACAACUGCCCGAACCUUUACUCCGUCGGCCUUACUGUGCAGGUGUUUGGCAGAUGGACUCAACGCAUCCCUCGUUUUAUCUGGACCGGCGUCGCGACCGCUUGUUAUAUCGCAAUCGCCAUUCCAGGUUACAGCCAUUUCGAGGACGUUCUGGAGAAUUUUAUGAACUUCAUCGGUUACUGGCUCGCUAUCUACGAGGGCAUCUCUCUUUGCGAUCAUUUCGUUUUCAAGCGCGGACUUCAAGGCUAUGUUGUUGGUGAUUACGACAAGCCUGAGAACCUCCCUCCGUCCUUCGCUGCAGUUAUCGCCUUCUGCUUCGGUGUUGCUGGUAUGGUUACAGGAAUGUCGCAAACCUGGUUCGUCGGCCCCAUCGCGCGCCACGCUGGCGCGCCACCGUUUGGCGGAGACUGUGGCUCAGAACUCGGUUUUGCUUUUGGCUUUGUUAUGUAUUUGAUCCUCCGCCCUAUUGAAUUGAAGUAUUUCAAGAGGUAGAACAUAUUUUAAGAGGAUAGGUUCUUGUAGUGUAGAUAUAUUAUUCUUUAGUAAUUACAAUUCUUACAAGUGUUG
Molecule: messenger RNA, 2050 nt
Organism: Dothidotthia symphoricarpi CBS 119687
Lineage: Eukaryota; Fungi; Ascomycota; Dothideomycetes; Pleosporales; Dothidotthiaceae
Product: purine-cytosine permease
Exons: 3
Coding region: 395-1975 (526 amino acids)
Biological process (GO): transmembrane transport
Cellular component (GO): fungal-type vacuole membrane; plasma membrane
Molecular function (GO): transmembrane transporter activity
Source: RefSeq, a predicted model, not a curated record